This is a messenger RNA of Achroia grisella, 2151 nucleotides long. It is a transcript of the gene Scgalpha, whose product is annotated as epsilon-sarcoglycan. The transcript is spliced from 10 exons. The record is from RefSeq and is a predicted model, not a curated record. The coding region runs from base 295 to 1890 and encodes 531 amino acids. NCBI's taxonomy places the organism in Eukaryota, Metazoa, Arthropoda, Insecta, Lepidoptera, Pyralidae. Gene Ontology annotation, cellular component: sarcoglycan complex; membrane.
UAUUUAUUUUUAUGAACAAAAAAAUAUGUAUGUUCAAAAUACGAAUAACUUUGAUUAAAUGUAGAAUAAUCCUUUAUCCCUCUCUGUUUAGCGAUGGGCGUUCCUUUUACUGCACAUGUGCGAUACGUAUUCAGUCCAUAACAUUCGCUAGGUACUUACAUAGUUAAAAUAGAAAUCGAUCGCCUUGUUUCUAUUCUUGUGAAUUAGGUCGAAUUUUUUCAUUAUAGCACGUGCUCAUAGUAUUUUUGAAAGAUGGAAGAAUUUAUGUAGGCGUACAUAUAAGAACCACCUAAAAUGAAUACUCUGAAAUUAAUACCAAUUAUUGCGGUGGUGUUAGUAGCCGUAUCAUCUACUCACGUACAUAAUGCUGUUGAAACUGAAAUGUUUGCUAUACCAAUCAGUCCGAAUUUAUUUAAUUGGACAUAUCAAGAAUUUGACCAGCAGUAUCGUUUCCAUGCAUCACUGAAGGGCAAGCCGGAGCUACCAUCUUGGCUCCGGUAUAUAUAUAGCGGAAGACACCAUUCAGGUUUCAUAUUUGGGACUCCACCGAGAGGAACUAAGAUUCCGAUUAUGCUAGAGAUAAUAGGUUUAAACCGCCAAGAUUAUGAAACCCGCCGUGUCCUUAUUACUUUAAAAGUCCAGCCAAAAGAGAAGAUGGCGCGUCAUGAAGUUGAAUUGAAGAUAGAUAAUCUUAAUGUGGAAGAUCUACUUGAUGAACACAGAAUGUCACGUUUAAAGGAUAUAUUACGGACGAAAUUGUGGACAGAGAGCAAUCAAGACUUAUACACUACUUUUCUGGCAUCCGCAAUAGAUUUGGGUGCUAGAUUACCACUAAAACCAGAGGAUGGAGAAGGGCUCGUUGUACGCCUCGGCAGUUCCAUGCCAUUUUCUACGGAACUAAAGAGGCUACGUGAAGAGGUACGGCCAUUGUCUCGCUUACCAAGCUGCCCGAGGGAAUACAAAAGAACUACGGUCGAGAGAUUAUUUCGAGAUGCCGGGUUGACGUUGGAUUGGUGCAGUUUUGAAUUGUACAAUACAAUCUACAAAGACCGUACCACUGAACAUUUGGAAUACUUAACCGAAAUACCGAAUACCAGCAAAUCGGCAAAGUCAUUUAAAGCCCUGGAUACACGCGAUGAAUGGACGGCACCGAGCAAGAAUGAGCUACCGUCACGAAGCUAUACGAAGCAAUUAACAGCAGCUGUCGCAGUACCACUUUUGCUGUUGUUACUGUCAAUAGCUGCUUUAACUUCAGUGGUGUGUUUCCAUUAUGCUGCAGUAAGAGAUCCAGAGUCAGAAUAUUUCUUGGAAAAUAUAUUUCAUAUUUGUAUAGAAUACAGAAAAAGACGAAGAGCCCACAAAUCUGCUAAAGUGGAGUUGUGUAGAUAUGGGACAGGCAACUCAGAACAGACUCAAGUCGCCGCCGACAACAACAGUACCAAAAGUCAUGGAGUCAGCCCAAAUAACAGCCUGGCUCGGCCGUACAGUCCUAAAUCGACCACGAACAUCGCUGGCAGCUACAACCGCCCUCAACCACCUCCAUAUCUUGGUUCCACCAAUAAUUCACUUCACCAUAGAAAAUCUGGCAACACCGACAAAACCCCUUCAACUAGCGGCCACACACCGGAACACCGCGGCCAUCUUCUAGAAGAAUCUUUGAAAUUAUUAAACGAAGCAAACAUCAAUUCGGAAUUUGAAAAACUUCCAAUAUUAAAGGACCCAAUACUCGAUUUAGCCGAUGGUACAGAAGACUACGUGCCUAUAAAACCAGAUUCGUCCGGAUAUAUUCCGAUAAAACCGGAUGCAACCGGUUAUAUCUCGAUGAAAUCGGAUUUGGACGAUAUUGAUGUCCCUGACUUGACCAAGUUUGGAAUCGCUGGUCCUAUUUGACACGAGAUCUCUACUGAUGGGAAACCGCCCGUCAAAACUUGGUUCUGCUAAACGUAUUCGCUUUUAUUGAAAUAAAAUUAUAUCAUUUUAUCUAAUAUCAUUACUAAGAUAUAGAUCUAGUCAAUUGCUUUAUUUUAGUCAAUAUUUAUAUUAUUAAAUUAAGAUUAGAUAUAAAAUUGUACACUAAAGGCCCGUAACGAUUUUAAAUAAUUUUUAUAAUGUUAAUAUAAAUAAAAUUAGUAUAUAUCUAUUGUAGAUUCA